Molecule: messenger RNA, 522 nt
Organism: Coffea eugenioides
Lineage: Eukaryota; Viridiplantae; Streptophyta; Magnoliopsida; Gentianales; Rubiaceae
Product: cytochrome P450 81D1-like
Exons: 2
Coding region: 1-522 (173 amino acids)
Molecular function (GO): oxidoreductase activity, acting on paired donors, with incorporation or reduction of molecular oxygen; iron ion binding; monooxygenase activity
Source: RefSeq, a predicted model, not a curated record
AUGCUUACGGUUGGAACAGACGCUUCAUCGGUGACUAUAAAAUGGGCCUUGUCUCUUUUGCUCAACCAUCCCAAGGUGCUAGAGAAAGCUCAAACUGAAUUGGAUGCUCAAGUAGGGACUGAAAGAUUGGUCGAUGAACAUGAUUUAUCCAAUCUUCCUUAUCUUCAUAACAUUAUUUCAGAAACACUUCAGUUGUACCCAGCAGCACCAAUGCUAGUGCCACAUGAGUUGUCCGAUGACUUUCACAGGGACCCAAACGUUUGGGAUGAUCCAACAAGCUUCAAGCCAGAAAGAUUCGAAGGCUUGCAGGUUCAGCCAUCAAGGCUGGUUCCAUUUGGGAUGGGAAGGAAAUCUUGCCCUGGUUCUGACCUAGCACAGCGGGUGGUGGGUUUGGCCUUGGGAUCUCUAAUUCAGAGUUUUGAUUGGAAAAGAAUUGGCGAGGAGGAGAUUGAUCUGGCUGAAGGGACAAGAGUGUCCAUGCCAAAAGCCAAGCCACUAGAAAAAACGUAUUUUAGAAAUUAA